Molecule: messenger RNA, 336 nt
Organism: Helobdella robusta
Lineage: Eukaryota; Metazoa; Annelida; Clitellata; Rhynchobdellida; Glossiphoniidae
Exons: 3
Coding region: 1-336 (111 amino acids)
Source: RefSeq, a predicted model, not a curated record
AUGCAGUUUAAUUACUGCAGAGAUAUUCUGACGAUUUCAAGCUCGGGACUAAAAUCAUUGAAAAAACGAUUUUCUGGUGCAGAGACUCCUGGAAAAAUAUUUAAUAAGAAAGGUAACCCAGAAAAAGUGGAAACCUCUGAAAAUGAAAAUAUAUUGAGUGGCACGGAGACCAAUGUCGGAGAACGGAUGUUUCAACCAGCCACAGCAGGCACUCAGUCAGCGCGAACAACAUUUGAAGCACGAAUAAACGAAAACAAACACAGUCUGGCACUACGCUGCUCACCCAUCUAUAGAAUUAUGAAGCAGAAACUAACACAAAUGUUAAAUAGUGUAUGA